Molecule: messenger RNA, 450 nt
Organism: Strongyloides ratti
Lineage: Eukaryota; Metazoa; Nematoda; Chromadorea; Rhabditida; Strongyloididae
Exons: 2
Coding region: 1-450 (149 amino acids)
Source: RefSeq, a predicted model, not a curated record
AUGCGAUAUAGAUCAAAAUUUAAAUUAUCAAAAGAUAUAGUUAUGCGUGAUCAAGCAACAAAAUUUGUCAAAAUUGUUCGUGAAAUUAAUGGACAGGAAAAAAAAUGUGAAGUUGCAAUAGCAAAAGGAUAUUGUCCUAAAAAAAGUUGUAUUGAAUGCAAUGAGAAGGAUGAUAUUGAUGAAGAAGUAGCAAAAACAAUUUUAAUUUAUAUACCAAAAGGUGUAUCACUUGAUGAAUCAACAGAAAGAAAAUUAAAUUUAUUAGCAAUGUCUGAAGAUAUGAGGAAUUAUAAUUGUUUUACAAAUGUAAAUACAUGUAAAGAAAAAUGUUUAGAUGAGACAACGAAUAAUUCUUUGACCUCAAUUCAAUCUACUAUUCUACCAUCUAAAACAAAAUCACAAAAUUCUAUUUUACCUUCUUCAAAGAAAUCAGAUUCUAUUAAAAUAUAA